CUGCCCGCUGCCACAGCCAGAGACGAGCUGCCGCCUCCUCCUACUGCCGCCUCCUCCUAACACGGCGGCGACAUACCCGCAUCGCAGCUCGCGCUAACACUUGCUCGCUAGAUCUCGGGGUGAAACCAGAACGUCCUUCAUCUUCUCGGGAACGACCAAGCCACUUCGCUUCUCCACACGUUGUUUGGUCCAGCCCCCGUUAGCUACUCCUCCGAGAAGCGCUCUUCUAGGAUGCCGGGAGCGGGCGGCCGCCUACGCCUGCCCUCGCUGGGCACCGACUCGCCCUCCAGGUCCUCCUCUGGGGCUGCCGGCGGCGGCGGCGUCGGCGGCGGCGCGGUCAGCCAGCAGCAGCGCGUCGUGGUGAUGGGCGCGGCGCGCGUCGGCAAGUCGGCCAUCAUCUCGCAGUUCCUGUACGACCGCUGGCCGGCCAAGUACCGCCAGACGGUGGAGGAGCUGCACCGCGGCGAGUACGAGCUGCCAGACGGCGCGGCGCUCACGCUCGACAUCCUGGACACGGCGGGCGCGCACCAGUUCCCCGCCAUGCGCGCCCUCUCCAUCGCCACGGCGCACGCCUUCCUGCUCGUCUACGCCAUAGACGACGACGCCUCCUGGGAUGAGGUGCGCCGCCUCCGGCAGCAGAUUGUGGAAGCGCGUGGCAACGGCGUGCCCAUAGUGGUGGUGGGCAAUAAGGAUGACCUGCCGGACGCCGAGAGGCAGGUGGCGCGCGAGGUGGCCGAGACGACGGCACUAUUCGAGUGGGAGUGCGGCUACGUGGAGUGCUCGGCCAAGGAGAACACGCAUAUCAUCGACGUGUUCAAGGCGCUGCUGGCGCAGGCCAAGGUGCGCUACAACCUCAGCCCGGCCGUGCGCCGCCGCCGCCAGUCGCUGCCCAACUACCCGACCGGGCAGCAGGCCCGCGGCACGCGCUACAUGCUCAAGAGGAACUCCUGCUCCGUCGCAUGAGCGCCUCACCCUUCACGGCCGCUGGUCGGCCGCUGUUAGUAUUGGAUAUGGCGGGGCUCCGCAAAUGGCUUCUUUGGGCGAUCGCGUUUCUACCAGCGCCCAGAACACGAAUUUUUUAAAGUUUCAGGUGGGGCACAUGGCGAGCAUUUCGAGCUUAACCUCGACAGCCUUCUUAUAGCAGUUUCGCAGUUUACUUUCAGUCCUUUGCACGAGCUACUAUUGAAGGGACAACUGUUUCAUUUCCAGCCAACAUCAUCUGGAACAGCAACAGCAUCGUUACAAAUGGAGCUCUAGUUUUGUUGCGCUUCAAAGAGAAAAAGUUUGCGGACAUACAGUAAAGAAAUUGCGAUUAUUACUUAACCAGAUACUUCACGUAUAAUUGAGCAGGCAACUUCGAGGAAUACUGUAUUGCCAUGUAAUGCUUAGCACACUGUUAUCUGCAGCCAAUGUUAAUUAAAAAUUUACGUGAGGGCGGGUCGAGUGAAGUUGAAGUGUUUGCUGUGUGCCGUAACUGGUAACCAAGCUCACACCAUUUUGCUUCAGUUUAAGCUUAAUGUGUCCCCGUUGUGUUUUAUGUACAAGGUUUGCAAGGUUGACGUUUUCUGGCAAAUGAUGAAACGGAAUUCAAUUCGCACCGAUAUUUAAGCGAAGGUUGCGACUAAACGAGACAAAAGUGAGAUCGCACUUUUGGAGCAGACAAUGUAAAAUUAUCUGUGUAGUAACCAGCAGCUAUUUACAAAAUAUCUCUGUCUGCACACUGAUUAAAUAAUUUACACCUAAUACUCUUAUUGCUUCAAUACAGUUAGUCGAAUUUCCGAGGUCUCUUCAAGCUCUCCUACCGUCGAUUGUGGAGAGUCCUCGAAAGUUCGACGGGUAAUCUUAUUCUGAUGUUAUAUUUUAAUGGUUCAUCAGUCAUUAUAUAUAGUUUGUUUGUCUUCCUAAAGGAAAUACUGUAACAAGACCAUUAUAAGAACUCAGGCGGUUGUUAAAAAGCAAAAUUUUUGUGUGGAAUCGAGUGGGAAUGAAAUUGAGGAGAGGCUGAUUAUCUUUGCAACUCACAAGUUCUCUGUGUCAUUCAAAUUAUUUCUUUUCUUGAUUAUUUUGCCUAACAUUUCGCAUUAACUUUAGAAAGCAUUUACAACUUAGCUAUUUCAAUUCAUUCCAAGGCAAUGUUGAUCACGCAUGAUUGCCAAAGAUCUAUCUUCGAUUAAAGUUGCUCAUUUCAUUGCGUCAUAGGUACCAGACUGAUGUGGAAAUUUUGUAGUGACAAUGUAUUUAUCACAGAUUUUGUAAGGCAUGUGGGUUAUUAAUUAUAUUAUGUAUUCUAAAUUUCACCUAAUGCUUUCUUUAAUCAUUCAGAUGACGAUAUCAUUACAUGAUACUUUGUAAAUCUUUGUGACUUCAAUGGUCCCAGAUAUAUGUGUGUUUGAUGGCUGUAACAUUUCUAUACUGGGAUUGUAGCACCCUCUGUAAUUACACUUAUCUAUAUGAAUAUCACUUAAUCUAUUCGAACGACGAUUUUUUGGAAUUCAUAUAAGAUUUGUAGACAUCGUUUCCGUCAUUUUGUGUGUUCCAUUUUUAUUUGUGCACUCUAGCUUUUACGCACAUAUAUGUAGUGCUGACAGAACAAAUAUUUUUAGCCUUUUUUCAUUUUCUUGUUCGUACACUACACUAGCGUCUUUUCUCAGGAGCACUCCUUUACGACGCUUUCCAGUGAUAUUUGUAGAGGGAUAGUAACAGGUAUAUUUUUCUGUAAAGCUUGGUUUGUGGUCGCUGCAUACACAUGAAAAUGCCAGGAAACGAUAGCAUGCUUCUUCGUGGAGCAAUGAGACCAAGACAGCAAAUUUAUGUUCACGUUUCUUUCUGCUAAUCGUGUUGUGCGUAAAAUGUAAGCAUCUCACUUGAAUGUUGCAGCUGUUGAAGAAUGAAAUCUCAAAACUUAAUUACAAAAUUGUGUCCACCUGCAAUAUAUGAUGGAAUCUAUUUCCAUACAGACUUUGUCCAUUAAUGUGGAUUACGGUCAUUUUCUAUUUCGGUUAAAUUUACUAUGGAAUCCGCAUUUUCUUGUUUUUACUACGUCUUGUAUCAUUUGCUACUGUCGUGUAACUAAAUUGCUAAAUGUUUCACAGCCCUAUCAUAAUAAUUACGUUCUCUUAAAGAUACAGAUCUGCGAUAUUGAUAGCAUAAGAAAGCAUUGUUAUUGCUGUGAUUUCUCAAUAAGGGUAUUUACUGUUCACUAAAUAUUAUUUUGAACCUAAGAACAUUUCAAUAUAUCGUCCUGGAAAUAUAGAUAGGGUUUUGAGACGAUGCAAAGAGCCCCUAUAUUGUCAAAUAUGUUUCAUGAAACAGCUUUUCAUAUAAAAAUUUCGUUAACAAGCGCUUCGUUUCGCUGUCUUGUAACAGCACGAUUUCGUACAGGAAAAGAGUUUUGUGAAUAAAGGCGGGGAGAGGCGCUGCUACUGACUGCGCUACGCUUACCUUGGCUUUGUGUGCCAUAAGGACCGAUCACAAAAACGUUGCCUUCACGACGUUGGGGACUCUGCUUUGCUGAAAGCUCCAAUAUCCUCAGGUAUAUGAGCACUGGGGUGGAAAUUACGGUUGCUCUCUUUUCUUCCUUUAUACAGUUACAAGGCAACCUCUGAGCUUUGCCGGGUCAUUCACUAGCGUUUUUAGACGCCAAUGAAGGCAAGUGAGACAUUAUUAUCGUCACUGUAUCGUUGAAUCGAAGAGCUUCAUAAGAUAUCUUUCGAUGCUUCUGCGUCUGUAUAUUGAAUAUUCACGUUUAUCGGCUUGAUGAGUACCAAUGUUGUUUCAGGUCUGUAGCUGUCUGUAGUAAAUAUUUUUUGAUUAUAUUUUGAUUGUCCAUCACUCAUCUUUUCAAAACGUCGAAGAAAACUGUAGUACAGAAGUUAUCGAAGAAAACAAACUAUGUCCACGGAAAGUUCGAUUUCACCAACAAAAUCGAAAAUAUUUUAUACGAGGUAAGAUGUACAGGACACACCAGUUUGUGCCAAAAUCUCCAAGUACGAGUAUUCUGAAUGCAAUGAACUGACACUUACCGUCUCAGAUCGGUUACUAGUUGCGAACCCUAGUGAACAGGCAACACUACUGCAGACAGUGACACGUAGUGUGAAUUUUAAGGGUAACAGAUGAUUGUCGUAGCUGCCCCUCAGUGCUAUACAAAGGCAAUGCAUUGCUCACUAGAUAGGAGAAGGAGAAUGGCUGUUAUGGACGUUAUGAUAAUAGUAAAAUAGCCACAAGUAUACUUGUGACCACACUUUUUAAUGACGCAUUUAGAAAAUAUCAUCAUCUGAUUCAGUUAAGGGAACAGAAACCAUACUAUGUACUGAGUCAAAUUAAGUGUGCCAUGUUGAAUAGGAACUAGGAAUUACGUCGCAAAUACAUUGAUCACAUCUUCAUCGAAAAUAGGAGCUAGAAUCCAUCAUAUCUACUGCUUAAUUUCUGUAGAAUAAGUCAUUAUUGAUAAAAAAAUGAACAUUAUGAAAUUGAUCUCUAAACUUCCGAAAAGGACUGAGGCAGUAGUUGGUUCUGUGGAAUGUCACCUAUUUUUAUACCAUACAGAUGCUCGAUAAAUGUGUUGAGAAUUAUUUCAGAACCCAUACACAUAAUAUAAAAGAUUAAGUUUUCGAACAUGUAUGGUGUACAUGCGUUUUACGUUAUACUGAAUCGCGCACGCUAAAUCUAAACUUAGAAUACAGCGUUAGUCUUCAAUGCUUAGAAAGAUAACUGGAAAACGUAAGUCUAAAUAUCAAUACAGAAAGUUUACCCAUAUCCCAAAAUAUAUCUAUUAGUGCUCUGUGCUGUCAAAAUGAUUCUGUACCAAUGAGCAUGAGUCACUAGAUACUGCAGUUUUCUCAACAUAUAAAUACUUUACGCGUUAUUCGAAUAAUUUAUUUAAGUGUUUGAUAGAUUCUAGUCUGCUCCAUGUUUAAGUUACAGCGCAAAAGUAAUUUAUAUCUCGUCCUUCAGUGAUGAACGCUUCAACACACCUCCUAAGUAUGUUACACCAUCACAGUACACAUAUAACGUAAUGAUAUAUUUCAGCAAGAGUAAUUGACAUCCUGCAUGAUGUAAAAAUCAAUUGCUGCUAUAACUCGGAACAAUUCAUAAAAGAUAACAUUCGGCAUAUUUAGUUUGAUGCGUGCCCAUAAAGCCAGAGAAAGGGAUUACGUGAGGAAUUAUAUCAGUAUUUAUCCCCCUUAGUACUAUAUUUAUUCCUAGUAGCACAUCCGGCAUGUAUUAUUUGCAUGCUCACACAUGAACUAAUGACAGAUUUCAGUGAGAGGCUUUCUGCGCGAUGUAUGUAGUUUGUUGUGUGUCUAGAAAGCCAGAGAAAGAAAUUAUGUGAGGAAUAAGAUAUUACUGUGCGGAAUUAUACCAGUAUUUAUCCCCCUCAGUACUAUAUUAACUCCUAGUACCACAUCUUGCAUGUAUUAGAAGAAUCUCAUGCAUGAAUAACUCAUUGUCAUUUCGUUAUAUCACAAUGUUGUAGAAAUGAAACGCAGAAAACUUAGAUAUACUACAGUGUUAUAUGUAAUACAAUACAACAUAAAAGCGUCAUUGUAGUAGAAGUUUUGGUAAGUUUAUAAACAAUUUAAACCAGUUUGUUUAUAAAUAUUUUAACACUUUUUGUCAUUGUCUACAUCUAGCUGGUUGUAUGUGUCACGACCACAUGAUUCAUGCAACUGA
Schistocerca americana (American grasshopper) is the source of this 5673-nucleotide messenger RNA. Its product is annotated as GTP-binding protein Rhes-like. Bases 232 to 963 code for a protein of 243 amino acids. The transcript has 5 exons. Gene Ontology annotation, molecular function: GTPase activity; GTP binding. Lineage: Eukaryota; Metazoa; Arthropoda; Insecta; Orthoptera; Acrididae. The record is from RefSeq and is a predicted model, not a curated record.